Ricinus communis (castor bean) is the source of this 2495-nucleotide messenger RNA. RefSeq lists its product as uncharacterized. The record is from RefSeq and is a predicted model, not a curated record. Bases 1206 to 2339 code for a protein of 377 amino acids. Gene Ontology annotation, molecular function: 8-oxo-7,8-dihydroguanine DNA N-glycosylase activity. Gene Ontology annotation, cellular component: nucleus. The transcript has 5 exons. Gene Ontology annotation, biological process: DNA repair; base-excision repair, AP site formation. Lineage: Eukaryota; Viridiplantae; Streptophyta; Magnoliopsida; Malpighiales; Euphorbiaceae.
UAAGCAAAAUAUUAUUUUACUGUAGUUUUACAGGUAAACAACAUGCUGGAUUUUUUUAAUUAAUGUACAAUAGUCUUGGCUACAUAAUUUUUUAAAAUUAAAUCAAAAUUAAAAUAACUUUAAUUAUGUCAGUUAAAUUCAGCGAUAACUUUAGUGAUGAGUGUGAAAUUGAUAUGCAAGUACAGUAUUAUAUUUGGGUUAGUGGAGUAAUAUAGAUAUAUUAAGCAGAAACACAAUUGUCAAGCUAAUCAAAAUAAUUUGAAUUAUAGAAACAUGUUAAUCAAUGUGCUAUAUGUAGUAAUGGCAGAAACAUAAUUUAUAGAGAAUACAAGCUUAUGAACAUAUCUUUCACUCCUCCAGUUACAGUUGAUGUAAAUCCUAAAUCAAGGAAAGUAGCAACUUCUGUAGCACCAAGUGCUUUAUGUGAAAUACCUAGAUAUGGCAGCCAUAAAAAGUGGUGGUGCAUCUAACUAUCUAUGUAUUUUAAUACCAAAACCAGUAAAUGUGCUCUCUUUUCCUUAUUGACAUAGAAACAAACUUUGUUUAGCUAUGAAGCAUUGCAAAAGUAUAGUAAAAGAUUAAAAUUGAGAGACAAUUAACUAAAAUAAAAUGAUUCAUAGCCAUAUUUUGACGUUUUCCAUAUGAAAAGGAAAUAAUAAUUUUGACUGAACAAAUAUGCUGUUCUGAGUUCAGAGGGAAACAUAAUUAUUGUGGAGAUUAAAUAGUGCCGCCCCUAACUUAAUGCUGUGUUGACGCAAGAGUGAAAAUUGGAGAAAAUUGAGGUUAAGGUAUUAAAUUUUAGAGAUAGUGGUGGUGGGUAUAGCUGUUUAGAGCAAUAAAAUCUCCUUAAACAGCACUCCUUUAAUUAAUAAAAGUUUGACACUAAACAGGUAAAAGUAAUAUAAGGAAGGAAAAUUCUACUAUAUGUUAGAUAGAAUAUCCGUAGGUCAAACUCAAAGGUAAACUAAUUAUGUUAGUAAUUAAUCACAGGAAAUUUUUUUAAACAUUUUUCUUUUUGGUUAAGGGAAGAGGAUCGAGAAAAUCCACUGAUAUGAUUAGUAUAGUAACUAAGGCGGGAAGAAGAAAAGGAAGUCAAUGGACACUGCCUUUUCUCUCUUUAUCAGUAUAUAUACGUGUAGAAAUUUGUUUUAAUUAGUUCAUGUGGUUACUUUUGUUUUUGAGAAUAGAAUUAGAGGCAACAAGAAAUGACUUCAGGUGAUGCUUGUUUUUUUCUGGCACUGAGUAAAAGUGAGAGUUUUGAUUUGGAGAAAGUAGUGUGCAACCAUGGCUUUUUCAUGAUGGCCCCAAACCGAUGGCUGCCUGAAACCAAGACGCUGCAGCGCCCUUUACGUAUUCGAGAAGACACAAAGUCUGUUCUUAUUUCUAUCUCUCAACCUCUCAAUCACCAUCUUCGCAUUGUUGCUCAUGACAUUCAAAACCUCACUUCUGAAGAUCGUCAAACUAUGCUGAAUCAAGUGCGUCGAAUGCUAAGGAUAUCGGAAAAAGAUGAAAGGGAGGUAAAAGAAUUCCAAGAAAUGCAUGCUGAAGCCAAAAAGAAAGGGUUUGGUAGACUCUUUCGAUCUCCUUCCCUCUUUGAAGACGCUGUCAAGUCUAUUCUUCUCUGCAAUUGCUUGUGGAAGAGGGCAUUAAGCAUGGCUGAAGCUCUUUGCCAGCUUCAACCUAAACUUGCUUCUGAAUUAGCAUAUUACAUCUCAAAAUCAAAAAGGACAGGAAAAGUAUUCAUCCCCUGUCCAGUGCUGAAAGGUCAAAAGAGAAAAGAUGAGACACAGUCGAUUAUGCCUAACAAACGACUAAUAUUAGACUCCACAACUAAUUUUCCUACCUUGAAAGAAUUGGCUAUGGUAGAUGAGGAUUAUUUGAAGGAACAAUGUAAUCUUGGGCAUAGAGCCAAAAGCAUUAUUGAUCUUGUUAGAUGUAUUGAGAAUGGCAAACUAGAGCUUAAUAAAUUUGAUCAGGAUCCAUUGCCGUCGUACGAGAUACUCAGCAAGCAACUUUUGAAAGUCAAAGGUGUUGGUCGAUUUGCAUCUGCCAAUAUACUCAUGUGCCUUGGAUUUUAUCGUCAAAUUCCAGCAGAUAGUGAAACUGUGCGACUUGUACGAACGGUACAUGCCAGGGAAAUUUGCACCAGCAAGACCAUUGAAAAGGAUGUUAAAGAAAUUUACGAUAAGUAUGAACCAUUCCAAUGCUUGGCAUACUGGCUGGAACUCUUGAAUGACUAUGAGAAGAGAGUUGGGAAGCUAAGUAAGUUGCCUUACUCUAGCUAUCAAAUGGUUACUGGAAGCAUUAAUCAGCUGGAAAUGGCUGAAAUGAAGAAUUAAUAUUAUCCAUUUUUAGUUUUCAAUUAAAUUGUUUUGCUUUUUUUGUUUUUUCUUUGACUUCAAAUUUAGGCUGAGAAAUUUCAGUGGGGAUAGAAGAUUGAUCAUCAACAUGAACUAAUUAAUUAAAGUGCAAAUUAUUAUUAUUAUUAUUAUUUA